AUGAACUCGAAGCCAUCGUUUGAUUUUCUCUCAUCAGUACUGGAUAACAUGGAUACACUAACAGCACCAUUCUUCUCGACAUUCCAGACCUCACAAAAUAACGAAACGAAACAAUCUUCACCAUUGUUCGAGUUGCCAAACAACGUUCUAGACAAUAUUGUUUCAUAUAUUCCGCUCAAAGUUCGCACGUUGGCAGUGGCUCCUGUUUGCCGUGCCCUACGAGAUAGCGUCUAUCGUUCGAUUAACUCCGUUGCUUUCUAUAAAACACAGCUCGACGAGCUCAGUGACACACGUAUCAAGUAUUUUCUCAGCAUCCAUGGAUCGAAGAUAACUGCUAUUAACUUUGAUCUGUUCCGGUCAGUAGAGGAUGAGGCGUGUACUCAGUGGAGUUGGCGUCAAUCCGUUAUCACUGCAGUGAAGAUGUGUUCUAAUCUCAGAGAACUCGAUAUUCUGAUUUGUAAGCGUCAUCGACUAAGAGACACCGAUUUACUUACGAUUUUUCGUCAGUGUCCACAACUGCAAGUACUAUGUAUCGAUGCUCAGUAUCUCAGUGGGCAUUGUUUUCAGAUAGCACCUGUAGGAUUGAUUCGUCUAGAAUUGGAGAUGUGUUUGCGUUUAUCGGAGCUUUCAAUGCGAUAUAUUUUCACACGUUUAAAGAAGUUAAAGGUUUUAUAUUUUUCGCAAUUGAAAAUUCUUAAUGAUCAGAUCGUUAGUGGUUUGGUGAGCAAUAUGAAGAAUCUGCGAGAUCUUUCCAUCAUCGGCAAUCCGAGCGCUCCAAAUCUAGCUGACGCGAAGUUGGUACAGAUCUUCGUUGUCGUUGUCGUUGUUCUUGAUGUUGUUGGUCGAUGGCUGACGUUUCGGCGACUUCGCCUUCCUCAGAGCCUAGACGAGUUAAGUGAUGCUGUUAACAAUCCGGCAGCUCGUAGUAUCAGAAGUCUUUCGUUGGCGUUUUGUUUCAACUUCAGCUCAGUGGGACUACAACGGUUGGCGCGGAUGACGAAAUUGGAUAGUUUGAACCUUGAUGGCAUCACGAAACGAGAUAUUUCAUCUGGUCUUCUAAAAAUCGCCGAGGAAGGCCGACUGAUUAGGUUACUACUUGCCGAAGAAACGAAUGUAAGCACUGAUAUACUGAGAGAGGUUGUUCGUGUAUCACCUCAUCUUCGUCUACUUGACAUCAGCAACAAUGAAGCGUUAACAAGUUGGGGAGCUGCUAAUUCAUUGGUGGAUCUGUGGGUAUCGUCUGGACGGCCAUCCUUAACUAUUCUGACCAACAAUCAUCUUCCGUGGAGUACGAUCAAAAUGCCACCAUCACGUUCUCCAUGCACACCUCCUGCGGUUUCAGUUGUACACUUGCACAGGAAUACCGUGGCAAAAUCUGAGAUAAUUCUUGGGAGUGUUCUUUCUCGAGAUGAUUCAUCUCAGUUACCGCAUGGCUUGCUUUUACCACGUCUGCGUCGUGGUAACAGGUACCGUCUACUCUGCUCCCUACUAUCGAUGUCACAAGAAUUAACGGACCUUGAUGAUCAGAAGGAGAAUUCGUGUUCGCGCGCUCUUCACCAGCCUGUUUCGUCACGAAAGCCUCAGAAAAAUUCGUCAACUAUCCCAACCGUAUCUGCGCGUUCGAACCCGUCCAUUCCGUUGGUUGGUGUACAACAUAGUAAUCUUAAAAGCUCUCCCAUGUUUGACACAAGUGUUGUCGAAAAGCUUGCUCCUAGCUCGAUAAGUUAUCUUUCAUCUUCUGAAACGUCAACUGUAACACCUACAAUGCUGUCCGACUUAUGUCCUAGUGCGUAUUCGGCCGACUUAAGUCAAGUUAUAUCUCCUGAUAUGAGUAAGAUUUUUGUCAUAGGUCACAUUGUUGGUGUUACUUCUUAUUGGCUUGAACAGAAGGAAAUGCCAUUUUCUGGACAGGAGUCGAGAAAAUGCAAAGAUUUUGUGCUGUUUAUGAUGGUUCUAACCCUGGAAGCAUGGAUGAUUUUACUGUCGGCGAAUCAAUCCUACGACACUUCGAGAUUAUCGCUCACGGAUCCGCUGUCUAUAUUGACAACUGGCAGUGCUGGAGCGCCACGUCCACCAUUUGAGAUCCCACAACAACCUCGGAUUCACUAUACUCGCGGACCGCGAAACAAACGUCGUUCCAAUCAACAAAAGCGAUCGCCACGAACUGCACUUCCACCAGUAUCGUUCAGUUCAACAGAUUUUCCUCCGUUGAAAUAG
Molecule: messenger RNA, 2217 nt
Organism: Angiostrongylus costaricensis
Lineage: Eukaryota; Metazoa; Nematoda; Chromadorea; Rhabditida; Metastrongylidae
Source: the annotation of a GenBank genome assembly